Molecule: messenger RNA, 938 nt
Organism: Thalassophryne amazonica
Lineage: Eukaryota; Metazoa; Chordata; Actinopteri; Batrachoidiformes; Batrachoididae
Gene: glo1
Product: glyoxalase 1
Exons: 6
Coding region: 53-622 (189 amino acids)
Molecular function (GO): lactoylglutathione lyase activity; metal ion binding
Source: RefSeq, a predicted model, not a curated record
UCUUCGUGAACUUUACUGUAGCUGUUCGUUCCGUAGCGUUUGUGUUAAAAAAAUGAGCGACACCAAAGCUUUUCUGACAACGAAUGGUGGGCUGUCGGACGAAGCAGUAGCCGCAGCUUGUAAAGCUGGAGAGCCGCUGACAAAGGACUUCAUGAUGCAGCAGACUAUGUUGCGUGUUAAGGAUCCAGUUAAAUCUUUAGACUUCUACACCAGGAUCCUCGGCCUGACGCUCCUGCAAAAGAUUGACUUUCCUUCCAUGCGUUUCUCUCUCUUCUUCUUGGGAUAUGAGGAAAGCAAAGAUAUUCCUGAAGAUGUGAAAGAGAGGACAGCCUGGACAUUUUCCAGACGAGCUACCAUCGAACUGACCCAUAAUUGGGGAUCCGAGUCUGACAAGAACCAGUCUUACCACAAUGGAAACUCAGACCCACGUGGGUUUGGACACAUUGGAAUUGCGGUUCCGGAUGUCUAUGCAGCGUGUGAAAUGUUUGAGAAACAAGGAGUUACGUUUGUUAAGAAGCCAGAUGAUGGCAAAAUGAAAGGUUUGGCCUUCAUCCAGGACCCCGACGGUUACUGGAUUGAGAUCCUGAGUCCCAACAACAUGGUCUCGAUUACCUCUAACUAACGUAACAGUCGACAUGCUGCGGUGCAUCCAGGUUUGCUGCGGCUUCACUCAGAACACUGGGGCUUAGCGGCGAGUUUGUCAGCGCUCAAGGGAGAGCCUGUAUUUAAUGAACUCUGAGGGAGGAUGUUCAGGGAUCGCCUGUGCCUGGCUGUGGGAUGGACUAAUGUUGCAAAAUUGUAAUGCAAAUAGAUGGGAUAAAAUAAUUUCUUAUUAAUAGCAUUGACUUCUUAUUGUCAGCUUUGUUUAGUUCAGACAGUGAAACUCGAAACGCGUGGAAUUACUGUGCAAUAAAUGCAAAAAAGCCAGCUGUCAAACA